Molecule: messenger RNA, 1581 nt
Organism: Alternaria rosae
Lineage: Eukaryota; Fungi; Ascomycota; Dothideomycetes; Pleosporales; Pleosporaceae
Product: ribosomal protein L5 domain-containing protein
Exons: 3
Coding region: 101-1153 (350 amino acids)
Biological process (GO): translation
Cellular component (GO): cytosolic large ribosomal subunit; ribosome
Molecular function (GO): RNA binding; structural constituent of ribosome
Source: RefSeq, a predicted model, not a curated record
CCUCGCGUCUCGCGUAUAGCGUAUUCCGAGGAAAAGUCCGUUCGAGACGCUGUCGCAUGCUCUGAGGCCCGUACCCACGACGACGCCGCAUCACUCACCCAUGGCACUGCGCGAGCUGCCAUUCCGCACGGCCACGGCCCUCUGCAACAACACCAGACCUGCCAUCCGCGCGGCGGUCCCCCUGUGCCGCCGCAAUGCCUCGUCCGAAGCAGUCCAAGAAAUUGAAGACGCAUCAUCAUUCGAGGUCCCGCCGCCAUCGCAGGAACUGGCAAAGAACUACGACCCCGUAGCGCGGAGUAGGCUGCGGAGGAGAGGAAACAAGCAGCUGCCGCCAAGCAGAUACCAAUACCGAUCCCCCAAAUACUACCGCGGCCCUCUCCACCCCCAUCAGCCACCUCCCGAGUCGGAUCCCUCUUCGCGACUCUUCCAGCCUGGACCCUUCAGUCUGUCUCGUCUCGAGCAAACCUACCAGAGCAAGAUCGCAUCCGAUCUCCUCACCCUCACAUAUCAACACUACCCUCCCGGUUACCGCGCUCCCAAGACGGAGCAAAGACUGCGGGAAUGGACCGGCGACUCCCCGUACUUCAAGAACCGCCCCCUCAGGCCUCCACGAGGUAAGGGUGAGGUACUCCGGCUGCUUCAAGAGCCCCGCACUUUCCGCAACAUUCCCAAAAUCACCGGUGUCACAGUCCAUUCCAUGGUGCCAGAAGCGCAGGAGAACAGCGGGAAUCUGCACGUUGCAGGUAUGAUUCUGCAGGCCAUUAGUAAUGUACGAGCCGUGUCGCACAAGGCGAGACACAAUGUCGUUGGGUGGGGCUUGCGUGCGGGCAGAUAUGUCUCGGUGACGACCAAGAUGGAGCGGGAAGAUGCGGAGCACUUUCUAGCAAAACUCAUCGAUGUGGUCCUGCCAAGGAUCAAGGAGUGGAAAGGAGUACCAGGUUCGUCUGGAGACGGACACGGUAACAUGAGCUUUGGUCUCACCCCAGACCAACUUGCCCUCUUCCCGGAGAUUGAGGUCAACUAUGAUGCAUACCCACCAAAGAUGAUUCCCGGUUGCCACAUCACCAUUCAAACCGAUGCCACCAACAACAAGGACGCACGUCUACUCCUCCAAUCCAUUGGAAUCCCAUUUUACGGCAAGCUCAACGACUAAAUGCAGAUCUCCGACUAUUGUGUAUAAACUGUGUAGAACAUGUAAGAACAAUAUACGCCUUACGAUACAUUGCAUUCAUCGCAUGUAUCCAUCCCGCAUUUUGAUUCCGCGGAGUCAAAGAAAGACCCUGGUGCACCGCGCAACGAAGAAUGAGAAUAAGAUGGACAGUUGUAGAUUUAGACAAGAUGAAGCACGAAAUCGGACUCUGUAUUAUCACAAUGUAUGCGCGUCGCGAAUGUCUUACUAUUGCGAAACAUGCAGUGCAACAUAGUUGAAUGUUGAGAAACGCGGCUUGAAAACAUCGCGAGCAACACCAUGUUCAGAAGCACAGUACUGGGAAUGUGCAAAUCAAGCAGAAUGUCUGUAUAACUCUAUGCUCGGACUCUUCAUCUCGACAUGAGACUGCAACCUAUCGGGAUGUGUCCUCG